AUGAUUACAGGGGAGGAUAAUGAUAGUUUCAACAAGGAUCCUACUAUGGAAGAACUUAAGAACAUUGUUUUCUCCAUGAAUCCUGUUAGUGCAGCUGCACCUGAUGGUCUUAAUGGAAAAUUUUUCCAACACUGCUGGGAGAUAAUCAAAAAUGAUCUAUUCAAUGUGGUCAAUGCAUUUUUCUGUGGCCACCCCAUGCCUAAAUUCAUGACUCAAGCCUGUUUGGUCUUACUUCCCAAAGUUGAAUUUCCAAACAACCUAUCAGAAUUCAGACCCAUAAGCCUGAGCAACUUCCUUAACAAAAUUAUCUCCAAAAUCCUCUGUUCCAGAAUAGCUCCAAUUCUCCCCAGAAUCAUUACCCCCAACCAAACUGGCUUUGUCAAAGGUAGAAGUAUUUCGGAAAACAUCAUGUUGGCACAGGAGAUUGUCCAGGGGAUUAAAAAGCCUAAUGUAGGGGCCAAUGUGGUGAUCAAAUUGGAUAUGGAAAAGGCUUAUGAUAGAGUAUCAUGGUCUUUCAACUGUAUCAGGAUGAGGAGAAUGGGUUUCAGUGAGAAGAUCAUUGAUAUGUUCUUCAAUGGAUUCAAUAUGGAAAAGAGAGGUCCUCAAGUAACACAUCUAUGCUUUGCAGAUGAUGUGAUCAUCUUUACCUUAGGAUGCAGAACUUCUUUGAUGAAAAUUAUGGCUAUUCUUCAAGAUUAUGAGCAGGCAUAUGGCCAACAGAUCAACAAAAACAAGAGCCACUUCAUGAUUGCUUCCUCUAUUUUCAACUACACCAAUAGAAGAAUUCAGCAACUCAAAGGUUUCUCUAGAAAGGGCUCUCCUAUCACCUAUUUGGGUUGUCCUCUCUACACUGGUAGGAAAAGAAUUGUCCACUUUAAUUCACUGAUUUCCAAGGUGGUCAGUAGGAUUAGAGGCUGGCAUGGUAGACUCUUAUCAUAUGGAGGCAGGGUGACUCUGAUUAAACAUGUCCUGCAGUCUCUUCCAAUUCACCUGCUGUCUGCAGUUUCCCCUCCUAAAACUGUCCUCAGAAAAAUUGAAAAACUUGCUGCUAACUUUUUUUGGGGAAUGGAAAAGGACAAAAAUAAAUAUCACUGGGCUUCAUGGCAAAAACUAUGCCACACAAAGGAGGAAGGGGGCAUAGGUUUGAGAUCUAUUGAGGAUGUUUGCAGGGCAAUGGAGUACAAACAAUGGUGGUUGUUUAGAACCAAGGAAACCUUAUGGGGGGAUUUCCUCAUGGCCAAAUAUUGCAAAAGAUCCCACCCCAUAUCCAAAAAGUGGGAUUCUGGGCAAUCACAAACAUGGAAGAGAAUGAUGAUCAAUAAGAAGGAAGCUGAAAACCACAUUCAAUGGAGACUUCAUUCUGGCAAUUCAAGAUUCUGGUGGGAUAACUGGUUAGAAGAAGCCAAUUUUCCUAUCAACAAAAUGACCUGGCACAGACAUAUCCCCUUCAAGUGGUCCAUCUGCUUAUGGAGGGCUCUAAGGAAUAAAUUUCCUACUGAUGACAGAACAGACAGAUUUGGUCCUCUAAGUGUUAACAGGUGUGUUUGUUGUAUUAAACCUGGUGCUGAAUCCAUUGAUCACAUUUUUAGCACUGGUUAUUUUGCAAGAGUCAUAUGGAAAGAUUUUAAUGGCCCAGUUGGUAUCCACAGUUCCAGCCAGCCUUUAAGAAUCACCUUCAUGAAUUGGUGGUUACUGAAAAGGAACAAUGCAGUGCAGAAACUGCUUCUUGACACCUUGCCAAUUAUCAUUUGCUGGAAUUUGUGGAAGAACAGGUGUGCUGCCAAAUAUGGAGGAAAGACAUCAACCAUUACCAAAACCCUCUACUCUAUCACUUCAGAUGUGAUACUUCUGCUCACAUCUACCCAACCGAACACAAAAUGGCCUUCUAAUUGGGAAGAGAUUUACCAUGCUGUUGAGAACUUGAAGCAUCUCACAGAGAUCAACUCAGAUGGGAGUGCCUUGAUAAAUCCUGGGAAAAUUGGAGCAGGAAUCAUCAUAAGGGACCACCAGGGUCAUUUCAUCUAUGCCAUAGCAAGCCCAUUAGGAGAAGGUACUAAUAACAAAGCAGAAACACAGGCUGCCUACCUUGGCAUCAAAUGGUCUAUUGAAAAUGUCUUCUCCAAGAUCCACCUGGAAGCUGACUCAAAACUCCUCAUUCUCUGGUUGACUACCAACUCUGAUCCUCCAUGGUCCUUGGAUAUGCUUCUCCAGAAAACUAAAUCUCUAAGUCAACAAUGUGAGGACAUCAUCUACUCAUAUGUUUUCAGAGAAGCCAAUUACCCUGCAGAUUCAUUAUCCAAAAUCAGUCAUGACCUCACCUCUAUAACACAUUACAACACCUCCAUGGAGCUACCAUCACACAUCAGAGGGCAGGUUAUUCUUGAUCAACAAGGCACACCUGCAUUCAGACACAAAAAGACCAGCAGGGUCAUCUUUCUACCUCAGCUUCUCACUGAUAACUCUAAUGUCCAUGUUUCAGGGUGUGGUAUUAGCUAUUCUGCUCAUUCUCCUGAAACUACAUCAAAGAUUGGAGUAAGAUAUAGAGAGAAGGAAGGCAACUCCCAUAGUAGUAUGAAGAGCACACAUUCAUGCAAUUUCUGUGUGCUCAAGCUGAGCAGCAUAUGGGAAAAUGACCAGUGGUACUUCUUCAGGUAG
Molecule: messenger RNA, 2655 nt
Organism: Nicotiana attenuata
Lineage: Eukaryota; Viridiplantae; Streptophyta; Magnoliopsida; Solanales; Solanaceae
Exons: 6
Coding region: 1-2655 (884 amino acids)
Molecular function (GO): nucleic acid binding; RNA-DNA hybrid ribonuclease activity
Source: RefSeq, a predicted model, not a curated record